Jatropha curcas is the source of this 686-nucleotide messenger RNA. Lineage: Eukaryota; Viridiplantae; Streptophyta; Magnoliopsida; Malpighiales; Euphorbiaceae. The record is from RefSeq and is a predicted model, not a curated record.
AUUACAACAGCUAUAAUUUUUCCCAGCCUCGUCAUUUCUGUAAGUCUUGUCGCCGUUACUGGACCCACGGCGGCACCCUUCGUGACAUUCCGGUUGGUGGUGGCACUCGGAAAAAUGCUAAAAGAUCACGCACCACUUCUAGUGGUUGUACUGUAGUAGGUCCUAUGACGGCCAACACAGGUGACCAUAACCUUCCAUUACCGGCUACACCAGUACUGGUCCCACUUAUGGCCAAUCAAGCAACUUCUAUACAGUUUGGCUGCGGUGGCGGUGAUGGGAAGGGUAAUGUGUGUGGUUCUAGUGGUAAUUCUACAGUAUCUGGUAGCUUUACUUCUUUGUUGAAUACUCAGGGUCCUGGAUUUCUAGCAUUGAGUGGGUUUGGGCUUGGACUUGGAUCUGGGUUUGAAGAUAUGGGCUUUGGGCUUGCAAGAGGAGUCUGGCCUUUUCCCGGUGUAGGAGAUGGUGGUGCUGGCGGUGUUGGUAGCAAUGGCGGUUCUGCUGGAGGAAUGAGUAACACGUGGCAAUUUGAGAGUGGUGAUAAUGGAUUUGUAGGUGGGGAUUGCUUUUCUUGGCCAGAUCUUGCUAUUUCAACUCCAGGAAAUGGUCUUAAAUGAGAUAUUGUUCUUUUAGUAGUUCUUGUUUUUUCUCUGAUGGGUUUAGACCCAAUUCUAGGAAAAAAAAAAAAA